CCCCUUCCUGUCUGCACGCCCAUCCUGUGCAUGUCCAGUAGUGAGCCGCGGCCCUCCGGUCUGGAAGGGAAAGUGGGGGCCUGAGUUUUACGGGUUGGUCUUCUCCAGAUCUUUCCGUCGGAUCCUCCUGAGCCUGCUUUAAGACGUUCUAACCGAAUCCCCGCGUCCACCGGAGGAUCCCACUUCACAGACCCGACCGCACUAGCUCAGCAUAAUAGACCUUUGGUGGUGGGCGCUGGUGAGCACCUCUUGAGGCCUCCGGUAAGCGGGGACGUCACCUUCCGUGCAGCCAGGUGGCGAUCGGCCAAGGGUUCAGUCCCGGGCAUGGCGGAGGAGCAGCGCGGGUCCUGGUUCGGCUUCGGUUUCUGCGGCUUCGGGCAGGCGUUGGGCUCUGGGAAUGGUUGCCACGCGGUGCACAGCCCAGAGCCGCUGCGGGCCAGCGGAGACAUCUGCAGUGUGAGCGCUAGCUGGAGCUACACCGCCACGGUGACCCGUGAGCACCCCCACGGGUCUCACUUCCAGCCCCGCCCGCAGCACACCCGCCCCACCAUCCGAUCGCCCCAGGGUGGAGGCCGUGUGGAGCUGUCGGGCUCCGAGAGCGGCGAGGCGGGUGACUGCAGGGACGCGUGGGCUUCAGAGCGGCUCCUCGUGGUGCUGCGCGGCAAGCCAGGGUCCGGCACCGAGCUGCAGGCUUGGACUCCCGGCUCAGCGCUGCGCGGGAAACCCCUCUGGGCCCAGAACCAGGUUUCAGGGACUGAGGCCGAGGGGGAAGACAAACCCGGCGGUGAAGCCCCCGUAGGGACCCUGCCGCUGCUGCCCGGCGCCCGCGCCUACGUGAACCCGCAGCCACCUUUCUGCCAGCCUCUGGCCCCAGAGCUGCGGGCUUGCCGGCUGGAGUUGGGUGCGGAGCACGUGUUGCUGCUGUGCGCAGCUGGCCAGGUGUUCUCCUGGGGCGGGGGCAGGCACGGACAGCUGGGCCAUGGGACGCUGGAGGCAGAGCUGGAGCCAAGGCUGUUGGAGGCAUUGCAUGGCCUGCCCAUAGCUGAGGUGGCUGCUGGUGGCUGGCACUCUGUGUGUGUGAGUGAAACUGGGGAUAUUUAUAUCUGGGGCUGGAAUGAAUCAGGGCAGUUGGCCCUGCCCACAAGGAGCCUGGUAGAGGACAAGAAAACAGUCACAGAGGAAGCCACAGGACUAGAAGAUGAUUGCUCCAAAGUAAAGGGAACAGCUGGGGCUGAGAAUGGAGCCCAAGCCCCCUUCAUAGCUGUCCAACCCUUCCCAGCUUUACUGGAUCUACCCCUGGGCUCAGAUGCAGUCAAGGCCAGCUGUGGAUCCCGACACACGGCUGUGGUGACACGAACAGGAGAGCUCUAUACCUGGGGCUGGGGUAAAUACGGACAGCUUGGCCAUAAGGACAGCACCAGCUUGGAUCGACCGUGCCGUGUGGAAUACUUUGUGGAAAAUGAACUCCAAGUAAAGGCUGUUACCUGUGGGCCCUGGAACACUUAUGUGUAUGCGGUGGUGAGAAAGAAGAGCUGACAUGCAUGUAUAUGUAAUAUACAUAUAUUUGAUCCCCAGGAUCUACAUAGUGGAAGGAGAGAACUCUAAAGUUGUCCUCUGACCUCCACAUGCACGCAUAUACAUGUUUAGUUUAUUUUUAGAGAAUUGCCAGGGAUCAAACCCAGGCACUUCAGUGUGCUAGACUAGUAUUCUAUCACUGAGCUGUAUCCUAGUCCUGAAUCAUUAAUAGCUACAAUAUGGAAAAAGCCAAAGUGACUAUACAUGUGAAUAAAAGAGUAUAUCCA
This is a messenger RNA of Nannospalax galili (Upper Galilee mountains blind mole rat), 1802 nucleotides long. It is a transcript of the gene Rccd1, whose product is annotated as RCC1 domain containing 1. The transcript is spliced from 8 exons. The record is from RefSeq and is a predicted model, not a curated record. The coding region runs from base 325 to 1536 and encodes 403 amino acids. NCBI's taxonomy places the organism in Eukaryota, Metazoa, Chordata, Mammalia, Rodentia, Spalacidae.